UAUUCCCAAUAAUUGUCUGAAAUUGAAGAGAAGGGGCGGGCUUGUUAAACUAAAUUCUAUAAGGCCCAAAAAUUGGUCGAGUGGGCAUAUCAAAACCAAGAUCGACUCAAAUAGUCGUCGGAGUUAUAUUGGCAAACCGAAUUCCUGUCUCCGCUCCGCGAGAAAGAGAAAGAAAAAGGAGAGAUUUUGUUUUGAUUGUUUCGAUUGACACAUUUCAGUACCUGCAACCUCCGAUCUUUGCCCUAACGGUCUGAUUUUAGGGUUUUUCUCCCACCAGCUUCACAGCCCCCCAAUUCGUCGCCAUGACUGAGUAUUGGGUUAGCCAGGGUAACAAGUGGUGUGACUUCUGCAAAAUCUACAUCUCGCACAAUCCUUCCAGCGUCAGAAAUCAUGAACUUGGUCAACGACACAAGGAUAAUGUUGCAAAGAAGCUUGCUGAUAUGCGAAAAGAAAAAGCUGCAAAGGAGAAGGAAGAAAAGGAAGCAGAGCGCGCCCUUCUGCAAAUCGAAGCAAAAGCUAAGCGCAGCUAUCAAAAGGAUGUGGCAAACUUAAAGGAGGCUAGAGAUUCUCGUGCAUUCGAAGUUGAUGAUGAUGAUCUAGAGAAAUGGCAGUAUAACAGCACAUCUGGUUAUUACUACAAUCAAAGUAAUGGUUUUUACUAUGAUCCAAAUUCGGGCUUCUACUAUUCUGAUUCUAUAGGCAAGUGGGUAACACAGGAAGAGGCAUAUGCGAACCCACAGUUCUUAUCCAAUGCUGGAUAUAAAGAAACCAUUUUGAAAAAGCCAGUGUCAGCCUCAAGUGCAGGAUCAGCUACAGAAAACAAAGGUGCUGAUAAAACUCAAAAUGGGCCUCCACCUGGGCCAGUAGUUUCAUCCUCUAUAAAUCCCAAGAGAUCUGUUAAAGGUGCUGCUUCCUCCGUUGCUGUUGGAAAGAGAAAGAGAGAUGAGAAGCCAAGGGCUGUAUCCGCUGAAGAAGCAGCUGCACUUAAAGCAAGGGAAGCUGCAAGAAAGAGAGUUCAAGAGAGAGAGAAACCAUUGCUUGGCCUUUACCGGCCACAAUAAUUUGGCUGCUCUAGCAAGUUCAUAUUCUUAAGGACCUUCACUCAAAAGGCUGUCAAAAUUAGGGGACUGUUGAUGUAUUCCAGUUAUUCUGUUAUUUGGUUUCAUCAGUAUUUUUUAAGGUGUUUCUAUGCAGCCGUCAGUGCCCAAGUGUUCAAAACUAAUUCACGUUUUAUCAGCUGAACAUCCUUUGGGGGUUUUCCUCUCUCGCUGCUGUUAGAUUUUCAGUUUUGAUAUUGACACUUUUGGGAUUGAUUGUACGAACUAGGAACAUUAUAUGUUUUUGGAUUGAGCAUUUUGCUUGAACUUUUUAUACAUACGUAUACAUAAAUAUAAUAUCAUUAGGAUCA
Pyrus x bretschneideri (Chinese white pear) is the source of this 1408-nucleotide messenger RNA. RefSeq names its product zinc finger protein ZOP1. Gene Ontology annotation, biological process: mRNA splicing, via spliceosome. NCBI's taxonomy places the organism in Eukaryota, Viridiplantae, Streptophyta, Magnoliopsida, Rosales, Rosaceae. Gene Ontology annotation, cellular component: precatalytic spliceosome; nucleus. The record is from RefSeq and is a predicted model, not a curated record. Gene Ontology annotation, molecular function: zinc ion binding; RNA binding. The coding region runs from base 303 to 1061 and encodes 252 amino acids. The transcript has 6 exons.